AGGAAUGGGACGCUGAAAGUAUGGCGGAUGGAGAAGAGCCGGAGAAGAAAAGAAGGAGAAUAGCGGCGCUGACUGAGAAGUUAGUGAUGAAAUGCUAAGAGCUGGCUGCAGGUUUGAGGAUUGCUCAGCAUAGGGACUGUGAAAAUUCAUCCUGCAUUUGACUUGUAAACAACGCGGAGAAAUACUCAGAAAGCUCACUGACGGAUAAACCGUGUUCGUAUACUUUGGCAUUUUAAAACAUCUGCAUCACAAUAACAAUCAUGGCAGUUGAAGGUUGCAGUGUUGGUGACUGGGAUGGCCGCUGGAGUCAUGUGCAGAAGUUCCUUGAGAGAACGGGUCCUUUCACACACCCAGACUUUGAACCUAGUGAGGAGACGUUACAGUUUCUGUUGGAAACAUGCAAAAUCCUGGUCAUUGGAGCUGGAGGUCUUGGCUGUGAUCUACUGAAAAACCUGGCUCUGUCAGGUUUUCGUCAUAUUCAUGUUGUGGAUAUGGACAUCAUUGAUGUCUCCAACCUCAACAGACAGUUUCUCUUUAGGUCCAAAGAUGUUGGACGACCUAAAGCAGAUGUGGCAGCUGAGUUUAUAAACCAGCGUGUUCCUGGUUGUAAUGUUGUACCACACUUUAAAAAAAUUCAAGAUUUUGAUGCUUCAUUUUAUAGACAGUUUCAUAUUAUUGUUUGUGGGCUGGACUCGAUCAUUGCCAGGCGCUGGAUCAAUGGGAUGCUGUUGUCCCUGCUCUCUUAUGAAGAUGGAGUUUUGGAUCCCAGCUCUAUCAUUCCUCUGAUAGAUGGGGGGACCGAGGGCUUUAAGGGGAAUGCAAGAGUCAUCCUGCCGGGAAUGACAGCCUGUAUAGACUGCACACUGGAGCUUUACCCACCACAAAUCACUUUCCCAAUGUGCACUAUUGCCUCAAUGCCACGGCUACCAGAGCACUGUAUAGAGUAUGUGAGAGUGCUGCAGUGGCCCAAAGACAAACCCUUUGGAGAUGCUGUUGGCCUUGAUGGUGAUAACCCAGAACAUGUUCAGUGGGUGUUCCAGGAAUCUUUAAAGAGAGCAGCUGAGUUCAAUAUCACUGGUGUCACCUACAGACUUACUCAAGGUGUGGUUAAGCGAAUCAUCCCUGCUGUUGCAUCCACAAAUGCAGUUAUCGCUGCUGCUUGCGCCACAGAAGUUUUUAAAAUUGCUACAAGUGCAUAUAUCCCAUUGAAUAACUAUCUGGUUUUUAAUGAUGUGGAUGGAUUGUAUACUUACACAUUUGAAGCAGAAAGAAAGGACAACUGUUCAGCAUGUAGUCAGGUUCCUCAAAAACUACAGUUCCCACCAUCUGCAAAACUGCAAGAGGUGCUGGAGUAUCUGACUGAGAAUGCUUCUCUACAAAUGAAGUCUCCAGCUAUCACUGCAACACUUGAAGGCAAAAAUAAAACACUCUACCUGCAGACCAUUGCCUCAAUUGAAGAAAGAACAAGACCAAAUCUUUGCAAAACAUUGAAAGAGCUGGGAUUGGCUGAUGGACAGGAGUUAGCUGUUGCUGAUGUCACCACACCUCAGACUGUCCUCUUCAAGCUCAACUUCACGUCAGAAACAUGCAGCAUUAAACAUGUACAAACUUAAUUUAAUAGCAUAGGGUCCUCAAAUUCACUCACAACAGUUUCUUUGCAGCAUUUACCUAAGUAACUCCCUUCAUGUGUUGAAUCUGUAUUGGCUUUUUAUUCCAACUGAAAUAUCAUGUAUUGUUUUCUCAUUAAUUUGUAACUCAUAAUUUAUGGGGAACGUUGUCAUUUUAUCAACCAACAAUCCAGUAAAUUGUAAAGAUUAUUAUGCAAGGAUGAUAAGACCUGUACCACAAAUGUAGUAGAUUGGUGUUCAUUGGUAGAGUAGCAAACACUGCACAACCAACUUACUCCAGUCCCACUUAAGUUCUCAGUCAGAACACAAAUAUGUAUUUGACCAAUCAGCAUGUCUCAGAUGUGCAAAGGAGUCACUCGUCCUGUAUCUCUCACUACAUCAUACAUCAUAUUGUUCGAAUGAUCUCUAAGAUGAUGAAACCAAUCCUGUAUUGAAUUUCUUUAAAUAGUUUUGUGGGACAGGCCUCUUAAUCAUGUCAGUUGCAGUUUUUGUUUAGUAGGUGGCACUUCACAAUAAUGUCUCAUUGGUUAACAAUUGGUUAACAACAUGAAAUAUUAAAACUCAUUGCAAUAUUAUGAGUACAAUUAUUUAAUUAUGUCAUCCUGGUUUCGCGGACUCGCUCUCUCCUUUUAUACAAACACAGCUACUGUCAUUUUGCGACGAUUGUUUUGUAGUUACACUGUAAUGGAUUAUAAGAUAACUAACAGAUUUUAAACAUUUACGUCUUUAAUCAAUACGUUUUAUCACCAUAAUUAUUUAUGUGGUGAAAUGUUGUGUAAUAAGUGCUAUGAGUGCACCGUAUCAUAUCAUAAUAUUUCAACUCAGAUCAAUGUUUCCUGUCUGAUUAUUUACUUUUCUGGCAAACAGCCGUGUAAUAAGCGGGAUAAUGUAUAUCUGGUCCGUUUUAUCCCAAAAUAAAACCAUUCAGUCUUGUACAACGUCCUAAACUAAUGUUAACGAAUGGACCUUAGUGUAAAGUGUUACCAUUAUAGCUUUAUUUCUGUUUUGUUUUUGUAAAAUGUGUUUUAGGUUAAUAUGUACAUAUUGUUUUUGCAGAUGUUUGUGAAUGAAUUUGACCUGUAAUAAAUUCUUUGCUGAGGAA
Molecule: messenger RNA, 2730 nt
Organism: Labeo rohita (rohu)
Lineage: Eukaryota; Metazoa; Chordata; Actinopteri; Cypriniformes; Cyprinidae
Product: NEDD8-activating enzyme E1 catalytic subunit
Exons: 19
Coding region: 261-1613 (450 amino acids)
Biological process (GO): protein neddylation
Cellular component (GO): nucleus; cytoplasm
Molecular function (GO): NEDD8 activating enzyme activity
Source: RefSeq, a predicted model, not a curated record